Messenger RNA from Camellia sinensis, 826 nucleotides. RefSeq names its product heavy metal-associated isoprenylated plant protein 21. Gene Ontology annotation, molecular function: metal ion binding. Lineage: Eukaryota; Viridiplantae; Streptophyta; Magnoliopsida; Ericales; Theaceae. The record is from RefSeq and is a predicted model, not a curated record.
AUAACACAGCUUGUUCACACAUCUCUUCAAAAGUUCAACAACAAACACCUUAUAUAUACAUAUAUACAAGUACCAACAAGUCUAAUUACAGUGUAGAUGAUAUAACCUUAACCACUCACUCACCCAUCUCUCUCUCUCUCUCUCUCUCUGUGUUUUGCUUUAGGAGAAAGAAAGAGAAGGAAGAUGGGUGCCCUUGAGUAUCUGUCCAACUUUUGCACCGUCACCAGCACAAGCAUAAGAAGCAAACGCAAACCAAUGCAGACAGUUGAGAUCAAAGUGAAAAUGGACUGUGAUGGCUGUGAAAGAAGAGUUAAAAAUGCUGUUUCCUCCAUGAAAGGUGUGAAAUCUGUGGAUCUAAACAGGAAGCAGAGCCGGGUGACAGUAAGCGGCUUUGUUGAUCCAAACAAGGUCUUAAUGAAAGUAAAGAGAACUGGGAAGAGAGCUGAGUUCUGGCCAUACAUCCCAUACAAUGUAGCUUACUAUCCUCAUGCUUCUCAGGUCUAUGACAAGAGGGCUCCAGCUGGUUUCGUUCGGAAUGUCGCACAGACCGUCUCUGCUGCCGGCCCAAACCCUCCAGAGGAGAGAUUGACCUCUCUGUUCAGUGAUGAUAACCCUAAUGCAUGUUCUGUCAUGUGAGGAAUAUUCAUAUCAUGUUUGUGUCUGUAGUUAAAAAUUAUCAACUGGUUUUGUUCCUCUUUUUGAGAGAACAUAAUGUUUUUGUUAAAAAAAAAAAGUGAGUUGAGUAAAUUCUAUAUGUUAUGCAUUAAAUAAAGAAUGUGCCUUGCCAUUAUUUGCUUUGUUAAUGGUUAGUCACAAGUUUUAUGUA